Schistosoma curassoni is the source of this 1572-nucleotide messenger RNA. Lineage: Eukaryota; Metazoa; Platyhelminthes; Trematoda; Strigeidida; Schistosomatidae. The record is from the annotation of a GenBank genome assembly.
AUGUUAGCACAUUCUGGACUUGCUGAUACUUUAAUAGAACAAUCUAAAUUAUUUCAUCAAUUAUAUGAUGAUAAUUUAAUGAAAAUGACAGCAAAAUUAGAUGAUUUUCAAAGAAUUCGUACAUUAGGACGUGGUGGUUUUGGUCAUGUUCUAUUAGUACGUCAUAUUUAUACUGAUAAAUAUUUUGCAUUAAAAAUAUUAUCUAAAAUACAAAUAAUUAAAACUCAUCAAAUUCAUAAUGCAAUUAAUGAGAAACGUAUAUUAGCUGCAUGUAAUUUUACAUUUAUUAUACCAUUAUAUUAUAGUUUUAAAGAUAAUAGUAAUUUAUAUCUGGUUAUGGAAUAUGCAAUAGGUGGUGAUUUAUUUACAUUAUUACGUCAUAUGAAACAAUUCUCUAAUGAAAUGGUUAAAUUCUAUGGUGCUCAAGUGAUAUUGGCAUUUGAAUAUUUACAUUAUUUAACAAUAGUUUAUCGUGAUUUAAAACCAGAAAAUCUUUUAAUUCAUUCUAAUGGUUUUAUUAAAUUAACUGAUUUAGGUUUUGCUAAAUUAUUACCUAAACAUAAACGUACAUGGACAUUAUGUGGUACACCAGAUUAUAUGGCACCAGAGAUUAUAUUAAAUAAAGGUUAUCAUCAUUCAAUUGAUUGGUGGGCAUUUGGUAUAUUAUUAUAUGAAAUGACUACUGGUUAUCCACCAUUUAUGCAUUAUGAUCAAAUGAAAACAUUUGAAUUAAUUAUUAUUGGUAAUAUUAAAUUUACAAAUUAUUUUAAUCCAUUAUUAAAAGAUUUAAUCAGGAAUUUAAUACAAAUUGAUUUAAGUCGACGUUAUGGUAAUUUAAAAAAUGGUAUCCAUGAUAUUAAAAAUCAUGAUUAUUUUAAAGAUUUAAAUUGGUUACAAUUAUAUCAAUUGAAUAUUGAACCUCCUUAUAAACCAUUAUAUAAUAAUAAUAAUAAUAAUAAUAAUAAUAAUUUACAAGAUCUAAAUCAUUUUGAUCAUUCUAAUGAAUUCAAUUUCAAUAUUGCUGAAAAAGAACAAUUUGAAAAUAGUUUUGAUGAUUUUUGAAAUCGUUUUCCUUUUGUUUUCAUGGUUUCAUUCAAUUCCGAUUUGUUAUGGUUUAAUUUAUUGAUUAAUUCAAUGUUAAUUAUGUAAUAAAAAGAGGAAGAGAAAAAGAAAGAAAGAAAGAAAGGAAGGAAGAAAGCAUAGUGUACAAUAUCACAGUUUGAUGUAACGGUUGAGCACUCAUUUCGAUGCCUGAAGAUGCUGAGUUUCAUCCCACGUGGGAUUAUGGAUAAGUGCUGUUAAGGUAUCUCAUAACUAUUCAAUGUUUUAUGAUUUCUAUUGGUUGCUUAACUAAGACCAAUCAACGAAGUUAACUAUGACAAUUUUACUAUUCAAUAAAUUUCUGGGAUUAUUAAUCAUAUAUAUAUAUAUAUAUAUAUAUAUAUAUAUCAGUGGAGAUAGUAGUAUUAGUAUUACUACUACUACUACUACUACUACUACUACUACUACUACUACUACCAUUAGUUGUAUUAGUAAUAACAGUAGAAAUUCAAUGCCAUAAACCCUGGUCCG